This is a messenger RNA of Juglans microcarpa x Juglans regia, 405 nucleotides long. RefSeq names its product calcium load-activated calcium channel-like. Gene Ontology annotation, cellular component: cytoplasm; endoplasmic reticulum membrane. The record is from RefSeq and is a predicted model, not a curated record. Bases 1 to 405 code for a protein of 134 amino acids. The transcript has a single exon. Gene Ontology annotation, biological process: endoplasmic reticulum calcium ion homeostasis. Gene Ontology annotation, molecular function: calcium channel activity. NCBI's taxonomy places the organism in Eukaryota, Viridiplantae, Streptophyta, Magnoliopsida, Fagales, Juglandaceae.
AUGGCCUCUCCUCAGAUCUACUCCUCUUUUAAGUACUCCGACAGCCUCACCGUUGUGGCCAUUUCGUUCUGCACUGCCAUAGUCUGCGACGCUAUCUCCUGGCUCCUCAUCUAUUGCAUCAACUCCUACAAGUCGAGGUCCUCAAUUGACAAGGCUACCAAGAAGCUGGAGAUGAUGAAAACUGAAUCCUCCGCCAAGAUCGCUAAGAAACCUAAGACCAAAAAGAUGGAACGCGUCGAGAACAGCCUCAAGGAGUCAAGCUGCGACCUCUCCCUCUUCAAGUUCAAUUCCAGAGCCGUUGUCGCCCUUGUCCUCUUCAUCGUCUUCGGUCUUCUUAACUCACUCUUCUUAGGAUUUUCACCACCACGCGGCGCCAGCUAUCUCCAUAAUAUUUUCAACCAAUAA